AUCCGGGUCCUCGAGUGUGUAAUGUUAACAUGGCUGACCGAUCCCUGAUGUGACUCCUUCCUUAGGGGUAAAAAAGCGUGAGUUUUUCAUCUUUCCGAUGGUUUUUUCGAGACUUCGGCACGCUCGCUGAUGCCGAGAGGAUCCUCGCUGUGUGAAAGAUGCAGAAUGUCGUACAAGGACCUGCGGGCGAGAGCGAAAAAGAGCGAGUAAAAGCGGAGGGUGCGAAGUCCUCUGGCUCGAGCGCCACCCCGGAGAAAUGCCAAACGUAUGCGGACCUUCAGGAUAAAUUCUUCACGGUCUCCGGCGAGUCAGAGAGCGAAGAAGGGGACGAGUCGGAGGUGGAGCCAUUCCCCUUGGGUGAGGGGGAGGGGGAGGAGGAGGAGGUGGGCGGAACCGCUGGGAGCGUUCGCAACAAGUUCCUGUUGUCGGCCGCUGCCCACGCCACGGCCGCCACUCCGGACCUUGGCACUGCCUCACCACACCACCACACUCAGACGCACUUUGAUCCCGAUACUCAUUCAAGGCUUGUGGCACUCUUAGAAGCUGCAGUUUCAUCGUCCUCAGACCCGGAAGUGUUGCGUCGACUUACCUCCAGUGUGUCUUGUGCCCUGGACGAAGCUGCAGCUGCUUUAACGCGCAUGCGCUCAGAGACGGUUGGAGGAGCAGCAGCAGCGGCGGCGGCGGCAGCGGCAGCAGCGGCGGCAGCUGCCACAGUGGGAGGGAGUAGCAGUAGCAGUAGCAGCAGCAGUAGCAGCAGUAGUAGCAGUAGCAGCACCCCAGGGGACGGACAACGAACCUUGGUGGAGGCUUGCACAGACGGGGACGUGCCCACUGUGCGAAGGCUGCUAGACGAAGGCCGGUCUGUCCACGAGACUACUGAAGAAGGAGAGAGCUUGCUGUCUCUUGCCUGCUCUGCUGGUUACUACGAAUUAGCUCAAGUACUCCUUGCCAUGCGUGCCAACGUAGAAGACAGAGGCAUCAAAGGGGACUGCACACCUCUGAUGGAAGGGGCUUCUGCAGGUCAUGUAGAAAUAGUCAAGUUAUUAAUUGCACAUAAUGCGGAUGUUAAUGCCCAGUCCUCCUCAGGCAACACUCCCCUUAUGUAUGCCUGUGCGGGUGGACAUACUGACGUAGUCAAGGUCCUCCUCCAGCAUGGUGCCAAUGUUGAGGACCAUAAUGAGAAUGGCCACACUCCUUUGAUGGAGGCGGCAUCAGCUGGCCAUGUGGAGGUUGCCAAGAUCUUACUGGAGCAAGGUGCAGGAAUCAACACCCACAGUAAUGAGUUUAAGGAAUCAGCGUUGACAUUGGCGUGUUAUAAAGGACACUUAGAAAUGGUUAAAUUCCUUCUGGAUGCUGGAGCAGACCAAGAACACAAGACGGAUGAGAUGCACACGGCAUUGAUGGAGGCCAGUAUGGAUGGCCACGUGGAGGUGGCACGUCUCCUGCUCGAUUCUGGUGCACAGGUGAACAUGCCUGCGGACAGUUUCGAGUCCCCCCUGACCCUGGCUGCAUGUGGUGGCCACACUGACCUAGCGUUGCUGCUCCUUGAACGUGGAGCCAACAUUGAGGAAGUUAAUGAUGAGGGAUACACCCCUCUCAUGGAAGCUGCCAGGGAAGGUCAUGAAGAAAUGGUCACACUUCUCCUUGCUCAUGGGGCAGACAUCAAUGCACAGACGGAAGAAACGCAGGAAACCGCAUUGACGCUGGCUUGCUGUGGUGGAUUCCGAGAUGUGGCUGACCUCCUAAUCAAGGCCGGAGCUGACCUUGAGCUGGGAGCGUCUACACCGCUGAUGGAGGCUGCACAGGAAGGACAUAGAGAACUGGUUGAAUACCUUAUUGAUGCUGGUGCAAAUGUCAAUGCUCAGACCUCAACAGGGGACACUGCAUUGACCUAUGCUUGUGAGAAUGGUCACACUGAUGUUGCUGACCUACUAUUGCAAGCUGGGGCCAACCUGGAGCACGAGAGUGAAGGUGGCCGUACGCCUCUGAUGAAAGCAUGCAGAGCGGGCCACCUGUGCACGGUUCAGUUCCUCAUCGUGAAGGGUGGAGACGUUAACAAGACCACCACCAACAAUGACCACACGCCACUUUCCCUUGCUUGUGCAGGUGGUCAUGUCCCGGUGGUCGAGUUGUUGCUGGUCCAUGGGGCCGACCCUCACCACAAGCUCAAGGAUAAUUCUACCAUGCUCAUGGAGGCAAGCCGAGGGGGCCACACUAAGGUGGUACAGUUGCUCAUAGAUUUUCCUAGUUCCAUCUCGCACCUCCUUCCCGUGGUUACCCCGCCGCACCCUAAUGUGACGGGGGCAAGUGCGGGUGGUACGGGGGAGCUGGCAGCAGGAGCGCUACUAGAGGGCGAGUCACACCACCUCUCUGUCGGGCUGAUGGUGCCGGGUGGAGACACUCAGGCGCCCCUCGUUAUCGCUGCUAAUCAACCUGUGUUUAAUGAACUUGAUCGGCUUGGCGAGGGAGGCUUGGCGACCAGCUCUGCCCCAGCACCCAGCAGCCAGGUGUCCUCUGCAGCCAAGGCCAGCCGUAGCAAGACCACCCGCAAGCCUGCCGCCACUUCCUUGUUACCCACCACCAUGACCCCAGGUCUUGCACCGCCUAGUGGUGCGGUCACCAGUGACAAGAGCAGCACUCCCACGGAGGGAGGAACGACGGCAAAGAAUUCAUCUAGCAGUAAUGUAAACAACAGUGAUUAUGUCCUGCUAACCCCAGCCUCUCCAACUUCUCCACCACCUGGUAACCAAGAGGAGGCCAUUGCCAAGUUACGGCCAAGUGAUCGACUAGACCAGUAUGUAAACAGCAUUGUUACGAAGGCUGAACAGCCUCACCAAAAUAGAGAAGAACAGAUUCUACAAAAGCAACAAAUUCUGGAAGAGCUGCAAAGGGUAGAGAGAGAACUCCAGGGCAAGGUGAUCCCCUACAGUGGCAGCUAUGACCCCUCCCGGAGCAGCAGCAGCACGGGGACCAGCACAUGCAACAGCAGUUCUGUCAUUGGCACUGUCUGUAGCAAUGGAACAUCCAUCACAACCCUUACAAGCAGCAGCACCAAUAAUAUCAGCACUAGUGCCAUCAGCACUGGAAACACUUCAUUGGCGGCACCUCUUGUCUACCCUCCGGCAUCCCUUCACACCCACGUACCCAUUGCUACUCAUACUGUAGAAACUCAAACUGGUUUUCUUCCUGGCACAGGAUGGGCAGGCUUACCUCCUGGUGUUGUCAUGGGAGAAUUACCUCCUGUUGUAUCCCUUUAUAGUGGCGGGGCAACCUCUGCUGCACAGUUACCUAUCUCUCUCCCAGCAGAGGCAGCGCAAGUACCUUCAUCAAUAUUCCCCGGGGGAACUUGUGCUCAGGAGACUGCAGGAUAUCCUGCUUCCUCUGCUUACCACACACCGGCCUCGCCCCCAUCCUUGUCUACCCACAGUGUUUCCUCCUCUGGACCAGCAACUGGAAAUGUCCCUGUAUCAGAAAGACCUAAAAUGAUACCAUCAAAGAAAGCAGACAAGAAGAAGCUGCAAUUACAACAGCAGAAACAUCAGCAAGCUUCCCAACAACAGCAGCAUUCUCAGCAGCAGAUGAUUGCCCAGCGCAAUCAGGCUGUCCAGCAAUUACAGCUCCAACAGGUGCAGCUAAACCAUGGGGUUGAUAGUGCAUACAGUUGUCCAGGUAGUGGAUUAAGUACCCAAUCAUUGCUUGUUCCAGGUGGCACAAUGACCUCUCUACCUCCUCCUCCUCCUCCAGGUGUACUACACCCUUCAAAUGGAGCUAAACAAUGCCUUCCACCACCACCUCCUCCCCUCCCUCCUCCAAUGCUUGUUGAGCCUUCGCAUGAUCAAGGCUGUCAGAAUAAGAACAAGGUGGAGAGUACGCAGACAAGAGGCAAAAAAGACAAGAAAAGGAGUGUUCCUUCUGAAUGUGACUGCCCAGGGGUGUUAUCCAAUGAAGAGUUGGCCAGCAGUGGUGCUGGACUGGGGAAGUCAGAGAAUGAUUGUACUGGGCGUGAUGCCAGUAGUGGAGCAGAAGUUGUACCUCUGACUCCUUUGGGCACACCACUGCACCUGUCAACGGGAUUGGGGCCGGCACCGGGCACAGGACUGCAGUUUGUUCCAUCUACUCUUGUAUCCUCUCCUCACUUGCAGUUUGCACCUUUCCAAGUAGGCACAGGCUCUGUGCCUUUGCAGUAUAACCACUUGUCUACCCUGGGGGUGGGGCAGGCAGUGGGAAAUCAACCAGUCACCAGCCAGACUGCGGCAGCAGUGGCUGCACAGCAGUUGCAAGUAAUAGGUCCCUCGGGAGUUUCAACCAGCAGCAGUAGUAUUACUAACACUAGUGGCGGACCUGCAGGGGCAGCAGUUCCUCAUUCAAGCAAAUCCCAGGUAAAGAAAAUCUUGUUACAUUCACCACAAUUGGGAGUGCCUGCAGGAGAUUCCGGAGGUCAGCAGCGGGGGCCACCUCUGGGACCUCUCCUACAUGGCAGUCCCACAACACUACCUGUAGGGCAACAGGUUGCGCAGCCUCCUUCAGUCAGUCAACCUUCCACCAAGAAGAGCAAGAAACAAGUUCGAGUAACUGGGAGCAAGCAAGAGCGUGAAGGCCAUUUCAACCUUCCUGAUGCCAGCAGCACAGUCUCCUCCCAGGAUGCUGCCGCGCACCACCAGCCAGUCACUGCGGGCAUACCUCUGGACCCAGGAGCACAGGGUGUGGUGUAUGCCAACACACACACCAUGGCGCACUUUCCAGCGACUAUGGCACCUCCCUCUGGGACUCUGCCACUCUCCAGUGGGACUGUUAAUAGCUUUGGCCAGGGGCUACACCCCAAUGAGUCAGGUCUGAUGGUGGCCACACCAGCUGCGCCUGCCAAGAUACUCAAUGACCAGUUGUCAGAGAUGAUUACUGCACCUUCCCCUCAGGUUGGUGGUGGUCAGCUGGGUGUAGGAGGAGUGCCUGUAUCGGUGGGAGUUCCGUACAUGAGUGGUGAUGGCAGUGUGCCAUACACCGGCCCGACAGGCAUUGGUCCAGGUGGGGUCUGUCAUUAUCCACCUCACCUGGUAGAUGUGGACAUUGAGACGGAUUCCAAUCAUGAUACAGCACUUACCCUGGCUUGUGCAGGAGGACAUGAGGAGCUUGUACAGCUUCUCCUGAACCGCGGAGCAAAUAUUGAGCACAGAGAUAAGAAGGGCUUUACGCCACUUAUCCUAGCAGCUACUGCAGGCCAUGCAAAGGUAGUAGAGACCUUAUUGAAUGCUGGUGCUCACAUAGAAGCACAGUCGGAGCGCACCAAGGACACCCCUCUCUCCUUGGCUUGUUCUGGAGGCAGAUAUGAAGUUGUAGAAAUCCUUUUACAGCGAGGUGCUAAUAAGGAGCAUCGAAAUGUAUCGGACUAUACACCUCUCUCCCUCGCUGCGUCUGGUGGCUUUGUCAACAUCAUCAAGCUUUUGCUGGACAAUGGUGCAGAAAUCAACUCUCGCACAGGAUCAAAGCUCGGCAUCUCUCCUCUCAUGCUUGCUGCCAUGAAUGGCCAUGCAACUGCGGUGAAGCUUUUGCUAGACAUGGGCUCGGAUAUCAAUGCUCAAAUUGAGACCAACCGCAACACUGCAUUGACACUGGCAUGCUUCCAGGGAAGGCAUGAAGUUGUCUCCCUCCUCUUAGAUCGCAAGGCUAAUGUUGAACACCGUGCCAAGACUGGACUUACACCUCUAAUGGAGGCUGCAAGUGGUGGCUAUGUUGAAGUGGGUAGAGUCCUCCUGGAGAAAGGUGCCGACGUCAACGCCCCACCAGUUCCAUCCUCAAAAGACACAGCGCUUACCAUUGCAGCGGAUAAGGGCCAUUAUAAAUUCGUGGAGCUUCUUAUCCAAAGAGGUGCUCAAGUGGAAGUCAAGAACAAAAAGGGCAACUCUCCCCUGUGGCUAGCGGCCAACGGGGGACACUUGGAAGUGGUUCAGUUGCUAAAUAGCGCCACGGCUGACAUUGAGUCUGAAGACAACAGGAAGGUCUCCUGCCUUAUGGCUGCAUUUAAGAGAGGGCAUUACAAGGUUGUCAAGUACAUGGUACGAAAUGUGACCCAGUUUCCCUCUGACCUGGAGUUGCAGCGGUACAUUGCCACCAUAGCAGACAAAGAGCUGAUGACCAAGUGUACCAAUUGCAUGGAGGUGAUUCGUGCAGCCAAAGAAAAGCAAGCUUUAGAGGCUAACAAGAAUGCCUCCAUCUUACUGGAGGAAUUAGAAAAGGAAAGGAACAAAGAAGAAUCCAAGAAGGCCGCGGCUAGUCGAAGGCGGCUCAAGAAAAAGGCCAAGAAGUACGAGAGAAGGGUCGAGAAACGUCGCUCGGACUUCCCAAAAGGCAGCGACAGCGGAGACAAUUACGACGGCGAGGACGAGAAUGAAAAUGUUAUCAAUGAGGACCAGGAGAUCAAACAGCAGCAGACGAAGAAGGAGAAAAACGAGACCAACAACCUGCAGAGAGUAGAGCAAGUUGUGCCGGAGGAGAAGGACGGCGACAGUGGCAUUGACUCGAACAGCCAAACCAGUGCAACCUCAGAGACCAAAGUCACAGAGGAUAAGGAGAAGACUGGAAAGAAGAGCAAGAAGAAAAAGAAGGAGAACAAGGAAAUCUCCAACACACACCAAAAGCAGAAUUCGACCUCCCCUCCAGUCCCAGUCACUGAAACCGUGGAAGUGAAGAAAACCUCCUUGACUAGUACCAGUGCUGGGUCUACAACCUUGCAGCAGUUGCAACAGCAGCAGCAGCAGCAUUCUAGUGCCUCAUCCAUCAACACAUCAAAGAGCAAGAAGAAGAAGGAAGAGGAAAAUAAAGCCAAUGAGACUAUGAAUGAGCUCGACAUCUUCCACUUGGAGAGCCUCAAACUUGUGAACAACAAGAAGGUGACCCACGACUCAUCCCGCGUAAAUGCCUUAGACACGUUUGGAGAGGUGGACCACUAUGUUACGCCCAUCCCAGGGCUGGUGGGGAGCUCGUCAACCACACUCAGUGCACCCUCCCUCAGUCCCAAUACCAAGACUGCUCCUGGGCUUGGAACUAGCCCCAAGAAGGGCAACAGAAGAGAGGAUGGCUGGAAGGAAGUGAGCCGAAAGGCCAAGAAAGUGUCUGUCCCCAAUAGCGCCAUCAGUCGAGUCAUAGGCCGAGGAGGAUGCAAUAUUAACACCAUCCGUGAAGUGUCAGGAGCUCACAUUGAGGUUGAAAAGCAGGGCAAGAGCCAGGGAGACAGAAUGAUCAGCAUCAAGGGCUCAACGGAAGCCACACGCCAAGCACAGAACCUCAUUUCUGCCUUGGUCAAGGAUCCUGAUAAGGAUCUCUCAGAAUUGUUGCCAAAAUCUGUUGCCAAGGUUGCUCCCAAACCCUCCAAGAAUAGUGCUGAGUCUGCAGUAUCCCAGGCUCCCAGUAGCAAAGCUCUGAGACCUGCUAGUACUAUUGGAAUUAGCAUGGCUACAGUCACCUCUUCUACUACUAGCGUCACAGUAGCAAAGUGUGGAGCCACCACAACCACAGCCUGGUCAAGUGCCGUCACAUCCCCGAAAAGAACUCCAGCACAGGUGAGACCUGUGUCCACCAUUGGGCCAAUCAACUGUGCAGUCCCCAAGAGUCCUGCUGUUCGGCAGUUGUUCCCAGGUGAAAAGAAAUCAGUGCCUACCACUAGUGCUAAUAAAGUCCCCAAUACCAACAACUCUGCAAUUGUAGCAAUGGCUUCAGAUGUCACCCAGAUGUUUGCCACCAAGUUAGCUGAUGCCAAAGGCUCAGGAAAGAGUGCCACACCACCGCUUGUAGGGUCUCCCAACCCCUCACAAGCGCAUCAGGGAUUAGCUAAUAAUGCCACCAACGCCUCAGAAGGUAUUGUGUCCGAGGAGAAGGGUCUGCCAGAAACUAACAAUAAUGGUAUGGUAGGACAGCAAUAUUCCAUCUUUAAUAAUCGCCUUAGCCAAGUAACACAUGAGGCUAUGUGGGGUGCCAAGGAGAAGCAAGUGAACUUCGCUUCCGUUGCUGCGUCCGGCCUCCCGAACGGGAACAAGCAUCAGAACCAGCUGAACCAGCAGCAUCUGAGCAAUGGGCCAGUGAGCAGCUACUUGGAUCAGAUUGAGCAGCCUCCGGUAGUGGAUGCCAGCCGUGCUCCCGGGUACCGAGGGACAACCUCCACUAUCACAGCCAGUAGCCACAGCCACGUGACGGCUGUGGCUAGCGGCAGCCCGCCAGGAAGCAUCCCCGUGCCCAUGCCUUUGUCUGGAUCUCACCAGCCGCUCACCACAAGUAUGGCUCGCAGCGCCCCAGGGACACCUGUGGCCUCCCCGUCCAUGAGGCCUAUUGCACCCCCUGCCACACGUCAGACCUCCACACCACCCCCCAUCCCCCGCUCCUCACUGGACAUGGGGGGGACUGGCUCCUUCAGCAUCUUGGCCGGCCCAUCGCGCACGCCCCCACCCAUGUUGUCAUCGAUGGUGCGGAUUCCAUCAAUGCCGUCUGCAUCCCUUGGACCUGGUGCUCCGCUCUCCAACCGCGGCCACCUGUCACACUCAGGGAUGAAUAUGAUGCAGCAAGGUUACUCUGGUGCUUCAAUGGCUAGCCUGGCACCUGGCGGCCCUGUAUCCUCCAUCCCCCGUGGCCCUGUGCCGCCUCCCGACCACAGCGAUUUAGUUAAUUUGGCCCCAGGGCAGCCUUAUCGCAAGCCACCACCCCCUCUCGAGAUCAUUGGCCCCUUCCACCAGCAGAAGGUGCAACAGCAGUUUUCAUCUUUGGCUCAACUGACAGGCAUGAUGAAUGGGCCAAGGUUCACCACACCCCAGACCAACACCCACCCUGUCUUCACCAACAACAUCCUGGCACCCAUCUCUGCUGCCCCCCAGAUACAGAGCAACCUCAACCCCAAUGCGCCGGACUUCACUAGCAGAUCAGGAACAUUUGUGCCUCCCACUUUCCCUCCCCGCACCCAGUUAGCUGCCUUCCAGAACGGGGCUCCGACUGUCACGCCUUCCAUCGGCUCCGGCUUCAGCGCCAUGAAUCAGUUUCCGGGAGGGCUGGACGCGAACCUCUCCCUCUCGGGCGGCUUCGGCGAGGUGAUCAGUGGGCUCCUGCCCCGCAACCCGCCACCCAUUGCUCCCAUACCAACCACCAUGGCAGCUAACAACACGUACAGAAACAGCGGCGCCUCGCAGGACAGCUCCCCGCCACUCAACUCGCCCCAUUCCUCCAACCCUGCCUCGCCCACCCAGAGCGCAGCAGCGGCGACCACUGGAGGGAUUGCUCAGCAGCCGGAGGAGCGCCCGUCAAAGUUGCAACCCAUUGGCACCGAGCGCGCCCAGCGAGCCCAGAAGAGGUCUGAGCACGGCGGGGUGGUCGGGGGAGUGAGCGGAGGAUUCGGGGUCGUGGGCUCGGACAUGUGGCCCAUGCACUUGCCUGAAAUGCUGGCUCCGCCGCCCCUGGAACAUAAUCUACCGGCCAACCCCUACUACGGCGAUUUGGAUAUGGCACAGUACGGACAUGGACACGGGCAUGGUCAGCUGUGGAAUUGGGGAGACAUGAACCAACAGAUGUAAGGAGAACGAAGCGAAGAGAAGCAGCAGUAACUGAAAAAAAGCAUUAUCAAGAGCAAGGAAAGUUGCUUGCAGAGGCCAGACCCAGAAUCGUCUGGCAACAUGUGGAGCAGUCGCAGUGUCGGCAGCAGCAGCAGCAGCAGCAGCAGCGGGCUGCCCCUCAUAGCGCUCAGCACCGCUUAUUUCAUUGUCAACAGAUCUGCUUGCCUCUCUGAAAAUUUUAUCAUCAAAUUAAAUGCUUUUAAUUGUAGUCCUUGUGGUUUGGGUGACAUUAUUAAACUCAGUGAAAUUGCUUCAUUCAGAAUAUAAUGAAUUUCAUGAAUGGUACUUCCAAGUACCUAUGUUUUAAGUAAUUCAAAUGUUUUAAAGUGCCACUUUAAAAUUGAGUGAUGUAUGAUAACUGUUAAUGUUUUCAAAGGUUUAAAGGCAACCUCAUAUGCAAUUGCUGUGGUGUCACUCGUGUUGACAUGGUUAUGAUAUUUUGUUGCUUGCCCACGUAAGGAUUAUUGGUAGUCGUAAAUGACGCAACGUAAUGGUGGCCUCGUAAACUCUUGGUAGGAUAAUAUACGGUGGCUGUGACCACCGCCCUUAUGACUGAAGAGGACGUUGUCCCAGUGUGGCUGCGCCCGCCGCCCCCCCCUCCUCACCGGCCAGCCCCACCCCCCUAUAUGCUGCCCGGGGGCGGCGGUGUGUGCAGGCCGCCAUGUAGUGCACAUGGGCAUCUACUGCGCCUGCCCACUGAACAUGUCACGGACGUGGGUGGCCAGCCUGCCCCCCUCUAUUGUACCCAGCCACGCCCGUGGAUCCUGAUGACUGCUUGUAGUCAGCUUGUCACUGGUUCACCCCGCACCCCGGCCUUCAUACACUCACGUUUGCAGUCUUGUGUUUCCUUCAUUGUAUGCAAGUCAAAGAGUCACUAGAAGGCAACUUAUUGUCAUGAGUUGAGCGACCCUUCCUUUAUUCCUCCCCGCCCCACCCGCCCCUCCCCCCUGAUGUCCCUCCCUCCCCUCGCCAACACGCCUACUCGGUGACGAGCGGCCGCCCACUCCCGCCGCCCGCUCGGAGGUCGUACUUGUAUAUGCAGCAGUAAUUAUAAUAAAGCUUACUAUCCACUCCUACUAUGUGGAAACAUUAAAAAUUUAUCAGGCAAAACCAAUGUGUUACUUUAACCUGAUCCUUUUGGUCACUUUUCUGAAAAGUGACAUGCAGAAACCAAGAGAUUUUGGCAAGUGAAAUUUGCUUGAUUCAGAGGAAGUCAUGUUAGAAAUGCAUCGUUUUGUAUUAGAUAGAUAUAAUGGAGAGGAAAUGGGAAGAAAAGUUUACAUAUUUGAAUCUUUAUUUGUAUUAGCAGAAUACAUGUCUAAAAUGAUAUGGUUUCAUCCU
Molecule: messenger RNA, 10925 nt
Organism: Penaeus chinensis
Lineage: Eukaryota; Metazoa; Arthropoda; Malacostraca; Decapoda; Penaeidae
Product: ankyrin repeat domain-containing protein 17-like
Exons: 18
Coding region: 159-9545 (3128 amino acids)
Biological process (GO): innate immune response
Cellular component (GO): cytoplasm
Molecular function (GO): protein binding; RNA binding
Source: RefSeq, a predicted model, not a curated record